Messenger RNA from Camellia sinensis, 984 nucleotides. Lineage: Eukaryota; Viridiplantae; Streptophyta; Magnoliopsida; Ericales; Theaceae. The record is from RefSeq and is a predicted model, not a curated record.
AUGAAUCUGGGCAGCAAAGUUAGCCAAUCCUGGUGCAAAGUGAAGCAACGAGCAGCCACACCUGUGGUUCACGCCGGAGAAGAGCUAAGAGGCAGAAAACAGCUAGCCAGCAGACAGAGUAUCCUCCUCAGGAUCUCCCCUGGGAGAAUCCUGAUUCGAUGGUUCGAUCAUCUCCCCACUGGAUCUAUUUAUGACUGGAAGCAGCUCUCUAAAGAGUUCUUGGCCAAAUUUGUUUCCAACACUAAAAUCUCGAAAGAGCUAGACACCUUAUUCGGUCUCCGAAAGGAACUUGAGGAAACACUGCGUAAUUAUGCAAGAAGGUGUUGGGAAAAGUAUAAUGAUUUGAAGAAAAAUGUCUGCAGUGAACAAAUGGUUGUAAUGUCUUUUAAACAAGGUCUACGACUAGAAAGCAAGUUGAGACAGCCACUUACAAACCACCCAGCUACAGUACUGAAGGACUUACGUGUCAGGAUUGAGCAGUACGCUCGUCUUGAAGAUGAUCAGAUCCCCAUCAAGGUGGCAUCGGCUGAACAGAAAACUCGGGGGAACAAAAGAAGAACAGUCCAAGGGAAACCCCGAGGAAUCACAAUAAAUGAAGUAGACAAGUCUAAAUCCCAUGAAGUAGUUGUUACAGUCUUCAAGGAACCUAUCUAUCGUAUUAUAGAAAAAAUCAAAAGAGAGUCGUUCUUUACUUGGCCGCCAAAGAUGCUAGGAGACCCAGCUCGACACAACCAAAAGCUCAAAUGCACCUAUCAUUAUAUGACUCAAAAUUGUAAAGCAUUAAAGCAACACCUGGAGGAUUUGGUAGCUGUUGGGCAUCUCCAAGAUUACAUCGAUUCGGACAAAGUAGUGACCGAACAGGGGAACCCUUUACCAGAAUCGAACGUCAAUUAUCCGCCUCGAUUGGUAAUAAAUGUAAUUCAUGGCACAACCAGUCACGAACGGGAAGAGACACUUCAUGAGGAAGUUGUAAAAACUGUAUAG